GGGAGACGAAGAUACCACUUAACCUUGGUCGAAGUCGGUGUCAUUACAUUACAAUAAUAAAUAAUAAUAAAUAUACAAACAUUUCAUAAAUAUUUAAAAGUGAUGGCUUUUGUAAAUAAUUUUGGUAACUCAGACCGAACUUCAGGAAAAUAUAAACAAAAACUAGCUCUACUGAAGCAAAUGAUCAGAGAGUACGUCCAUGAAAACGCUGCAUUAGUUGACGAACUUGAAGAAGUUCACAUGAAUAUUAUAGUGAGGAAAGAAGAACGUAAAUUCCUUUUGAGAAAGCUUUGUGAGUAUGAACCUCAAGUAGCCCUAGAAGUUCAGAAUGCUGCAAAAGAUGGACCUGGUUCACGGCUAGGCUCUUCACAUCCUACAUUGCCUUCAAAUAUCGUCAUUGAAAAUAGAAAGAAUAAAAGAAAGAAUCAUGGUGAUUCAUCAGAGCGGAAAUCUUCACUGCUCAAAACCAGAAAGAAUACAUCCAAAGGUAGAAAAAAAAUUGUCCAACCUGUGCCAAUUGACCACACUGGAAAACCUAUAUUUCCAAUUGAAUUAGGUCGCCUGACUAUCCAUUCACUUGGAGAGGUUAUAUCAGAUAGAGUUGAUUUUCAUACUGAACAUGCCAUUUACCCAGUGGGAUAUGUGUCAACUAGGAUAUAUGGUAGCCUCAAGGACCCUACACAGAAAUGUAUUUACACUUGUAAAAUUUCAGAAGUCAGUGAUGCACCAAGGUUCGAAAUUGGUUCAGAUGACAACUGCCCACCAAUUACUGGCGACACUCCUGACGUAUGUCAUUCGUUACUCUUACAGGGUAUCAAUGAUUCGCUCUCUCUAAACGUCGUUAGUACGAGACCACGUGGAAACGAAUUCUUCGGCCUGACACAUCCCACCGUAUUGCAUCUGAUACAGAGUUGUUCUGGAGCUAGAAAGUGUGUUUAUUAUAAAUGGACAAAGUUCGAGGUUUCGAAAAAUUUCGAUGCCUACACCGAAGAUAAUGAUGCAGGUCUCAGCUAUGAGUAUUUGCAGAGGAGUAUUAGUUUUUGUAAAUAUAAGAUGGCGCCUGAUGUACUUCAGAAGCCUGAUGAGUUUGUGGAUUCAAAAGAAGGUAUUGUAUUGUAUUAAGAUUAUUUGAAUAAAUCAAUGGCAAAUUUAGUUUCAUUUGCCUACUACUAUAUGUACAGUCGCAUUGAAAAAAAAGCGUACAAGUAUAUUACAGAGAGAAAUUAACGUCAUCCUAUUCUGCAUAAAACGGGCUAUCGGGAAUGAUUGUUCACCAAAUGUUGACAGUAAAGUUGUCAUAGGUUCUCGAAAACACAAAACAUUGGCUGAACCAGCUUAACACAACUAGAAGUAGGAUCCCAGAAUCCUCUCUCUUUAAUACUUGUACGCUUUUUUAUUGAAUACAACUGUACUACUAUAUUAUGGAUCUUUUUUUAUUUAGGGUGUAAUCUGUAGUUGCUAAUGUUUCAAAAACGGUAGAAAGUUUUGAUUGUUCAAGGCCAAAUUUUGUUAUUAUAGAGAUAGUUUGUAUCAAGGUGAUUUUCAAAUUUCUAUUUAUGUGGAAGAAAGAGAAAAAGGGCCAUACAGUGUAAAGAGAAGAGUGAUCAUUUUAAAGCUAUUUAUUGUAGGUACAUUUGAGAAGGGCCAUAUACAGUGUGAAGAGCAUACCACCCCUGCUUAAUCUUAAUUUUAAAUUGAUCUUCAUGAAGUUCAAUCCAAUAGGCUGACAUUCUUAGUUAAAUCAUGAAAAAGUUUAAACAUUUAUUGAAAAAUGAAAUAUUCCCGAAAUCGUAAUAUUUUUUGAAUUCAUCAUUUUUUGUUUUCAAGUUUAAAGAAUUAUUGACACUUGAUAUGACGCCAGUACCACCACCUUCUUGGCUUUCCUUACAUAUGUUAUUAACUUUCAUCCACUGUUUCUGGAUAUUUGACACAUCUCAUUUUAUUUUUUACCCUCUUCCCCUACAGCAGUUUCAUGUAGCAACUUGGUUUAUUGAUAAUGUUCUCAAUAUACAAGCAGAUUUAGAGAAUUAUAACCUGAUUCAUG
Molecule: messenger RNA, 2044 nt
Organism: Phaedon cochleariae (mustard beetle)
Lineage: Eukaryota; Metazoa; Arthropoda; Insecta; Coleoptera; Chrysomelidae
Source: the annotation of a GenBank genome assembly